AUGAUCCUUCUGCCUACUGUUUCUGAAAAGCUGAAGCCUCACUUGGUUUUGCUGUGCAUAUACUUUCUAGUCAUAAUCUCCGCCGAAGAUCAACGUUCAGACAAACUCACUUUUGCACACACUGCUAGUUUAGGUUGCCAAACUUUUCUCACUGCACGUCACAUAUAUCUGUACAAAUGUUUCUCUGACCUCACCGAUGUUCACUCAGUUUCUAGUUUUGAUCACCAGUCUUACCUCACAGCGACACCAAAAUAUCCCAUCUCUGGAUCAAAGAUUUACUCAAGAUGUUUGUCUAACAAGUCAACUCCACCAGAGAUGACGAAAGGCAAGAAAAAGUCAACCUUGCCAGUAACUGUCUCGCAAAUGAUCUUGGAGGCACAGAGAUCUAGCUACGCUGGAAUGCCAAAAAAAGAAGUGACGAUUUCACUAGGACCUCCGCCAGCACCAAACCGCCCCUCAAAUAGCAACCCGGACAAUCUUCGGCUACAUCCGUUAUGGAAUCAUGUGAACAGUUUAAACAACAAUCUACAUAUCUUCCUUUCCCAUGAAUACGAGAUAUCCAAGACAAAAAUCCACAAAGAUCAAAUUUACCGUAUUCUUUUACACUUCAACCCCAAAACCUUGCAUCGAGUCACCCACCUUAGAGAUAAAUUAGUGAAUGCAUUUGAAACGGAGCUGCUCCCACAUCUGCGUCCUUUCAUUAGUCCCCCUCCGCCAACUCCCAUAGAAACCGAUCUUGGUGACUUUGAUCCCUUGACCGCCCCUCAACGUGUCUUGAAAGAAGCCAUUCAACGCAAGAAACCCGGCCUCACUAUCCCUGCCGGUGUUAACAGCCACAGUUUGCACCUACUUUACAAGGCGUACAUUGAUCCAGAUUUAGUUGUGCCAGAAGCAAAGGAGUUUGCUCACCGGCCCCGGCACUUGGACAUCGGUGGCAUCAAGUCAAAAACUAUUGAACAAUUACGUUUUAGUUUGCAAUGCCACGCUCCUCAAGUUUUCAUACAUUUAACUCCCUUCAAUCGUACCGUUUGUGUUGAUCUUUACAUAAAAUUUGUAAUUGAAGAAGAUGUGGAGCCGGGUAGACUUAUUCCAGGGUUUCACUACACCAUCAUACCUUCGAAAUGA
Molecule: messenger RNA, 1125 nt
Organism: Melampsora larici-populina 98AG31
Lineage: Eukaryota; Fungi; Basidiomycota; Pucciniomycetes; Pucciniales; Melampsoraceae
Exons: 3
Coding region: 1-1125 (374 amino acids)
Source: RefSeq, a predicted model, not a curated record